Dissoconium aciculare CBS 342.82 is the source of this 1584-nucleotide messenger RNA. RefSeq lists its product as uncharacterized. The record is from RefSeq and is a predicted model, not a curated record. Bases 136 to 1359 code for a protein of 407 amino acids. Lineage: Eukaryota; Fungi; Ascomycota; Dothideomycetes; Mycosphaerellales; Dissoconiaceae. The transcript has 2 exons.
UCUCCUGCCGCCGGAGGUGAAGGGAAUAUAAGUACGGCCGCGAUGUCGGCCGUCAUAUCUUCCCAUAUUAUAAUUGACUCUUGGGUAAGCGACAGAUGAAACCUGUCUCGCUCCACAUGACAGCAAACAACAUCAAUGAGAAUGGAAUUCCUCGUUCUUGUCUUUUGUGGAAUCCUGUUCAACCGAUUGGUUCUUGCACAACGAGCAUUUUUCCCGCUAGAUCCUCUACCGACUUUUCCAGCUUCACCAGCCGGGAGAUUUGCCAUCCCGAAUACGGGCGGUAAUCAAAACUAUGUCUUCGGCUCCAAGAUGAACGUUACUUGGACCUCAAGGUAUUCUUCAAACAACCUGUUCAUCAUCUUCAACGACGACUUUGCGAAUCCUCGCCAAUUGCUGACGGGAACGACGUUGUCAUGGUACUACUGGGACAUCAACGAUUACGGAGACAAUACGCAUUACUUUCGAUUCGCGAUCCGCAAUGCGGUGGACAGCGGCGAUGGCCUCAACAACGGCAUCAACAGCGGAGCUUUCUGGAUCUCAAACGCAGCCGCGGUGAGCGCGGCCGAAAAGUCAAAGGCGGGAGUAGCAGAGCCGACCGUGGUCACGACGACAGCGACAAUGGCGGCUCCGACUCCGAGCACUACUGCAUCCGCAACGACCUCUUCACCGCCACCGACAACGACAACAACAACAUCAGCAGCGUCGACAGCGACAACUUCGUCGGUUCAAGCAUCUAGCGCAGCCAUCACGUCGUCAACGCUGCUCAGCGCCAACAUCACGUCCUCGGCUGCGAAUACGACCUCGUCGAUCAUCCCACCAACCACAUUGAUAGCGACAACGACAGCAACAACAACAGCACAGGCCGCAGCACAGGGCAGCCAAAACACCAACAUCGCGCUCGCCGCAGGCAUCGGCAUCGGCAGCAGCCUCCUGCUGAUCGCCAUCGCGGGCGGUCUGAUAUUCAUCAUGCUCCGACGACGCAAAAAGUCCUCCGGUGCCACCGCCACCGAGGGAAAAGACGACGACGGCGACGACCUCGUCGAGCUCGACCCCCGACCUCCCCGCUACAUGCGGGACCCGGGCCACGAGGCGCCCGCCGACCACGCCUUCGUCGAAGCCCCCGGCCAUCUUCACGACGACGCGAAAGAGGCGCCGACCACCGCGGGCGUGUCGUACUACUACGCGGAAGCGCCGGGGAAUUCCCCCGGGAGGGCGCCGCCGCACGAACUGGCGGGCGGUGAGUGGCGGAGACCGAUGGAUGGCGCGGGGAGGAACCAUCAGGCUGUCAAGACGGCGGAUCAGAGCGAUCGGGGCGAGUCGUGGAGGACGAAAGCCCAGCCGCCUGUGCCGCUGUUCUGAUCCGCGCUGAGGAUCGAUAGGGAGUCUGGGAUAUGAAUGGGGGCAUGUUUGUGAGGGGCGAAAUUUGACUGUGCAGAUUUAGCGGGCGUUUCUGUCUGGGUUUCUUGCUCUUGUGAUGACGAGAGACAAACGUAAGAGAGACCCGGUCUCUCGAUGACGGAGGCACGCGAUAUUAUUCGAUUUUUCGUCUCUACACACACCUGGUCUGCUCAUCGUCCAUGUCAA